ACACAUAACACUUCCUCUCUAAUCCUCUUCUCCUCCUCUUCUCGGUCCAAUCGCAUAGCCUCUGUCUCUGUCUCUCUCUCUCUCUCUCUCUCUCUCUCUCUGCUUCUUGUACGAUUCUCACUUCUUUCUGUAGAACCUUAAUAUCUGAGUGUUGUUGUUUUGCUUUCAUUUUUCUCUACUACUACUACUCUGGUUUUCGCUCUCGUUGAUUCGCUGAAUCGCCACUUGCAUAGCUCCAUCCGUUGAUAGUGGUAGAAAUUGAGGAUCCCUUUAAGCUAAUUUUCAUUUUCUUAAUCCAAUGGUUGAGUUUUAGUUCACUCCAAAUUCUUUUCAUAAUCAACUAGCUUCUUCUAUUCCUUUUUCUCAGAGGUUGGUACCUCAGGUUAUUGGGGGAGUUUUUGUCGUCCAAAGCUUCUAGGGUUCGGUUUUUUCCGGUUGGGUUUUACUUUACCAUUAUGGGUCUGGGUUUUUCCAAAAUUGCCUGAUUUUGUGCUGCUUGGCUCAUGGGGUAGUUUUGUCAUUUCAUUGUAUUGUUGCUGGAAGGCCUUCUCCCUUUUUUAUCCCCUUCAGGAAAAAUAAACCUGAAUUGAAUUGCUCUCUAUGAAAAGUACUUUUUCAAUAGAAAUUUCGUGGUGAUAAUUCUCUGAGAGAGUGAUGAAGUCCCAUUAAACUUAUUGAUUGGUUCAUUGAUUAGUGAAAUUGGUUUUGACUCAAAAGUGUUUGGUGACUUGAAUUUUAUAUUGUACAGAGAGAAACAUAUACAAGCACAACUCUAAUUGCAGUGUGUAGAGCAGUUUUAAGGAUUGGGAUUUGCAAAUUUUGGUUGAUGAAAUAGUUAGGUGAAAAUAAAAGUUAAUUGAUGUGAAAUUGGACACAUUGGUUUUUAGAAAUUUUGGUUCGACACAAAGUCGUGAUUGGAUACUUCAAUUGAGACUGAUUAAAGGGAGGAUUCAAGAUGAGGAAAGUGAAUUGAAGUCAGAUUCGGUUGGUUUUGUGCAUAAACGAUAGUACAAUACCUCUUUUGUGGGUGGAUUGAGGAGCUUAACACAAACAACAGAUUGUUUUUUUUCCCCUUUUUUGUUUUGGGUUCUUUCAUACGAUCAUGUUUGGUUACUGUCAUGGAUAGGAGUAAGCCUGCUUUAGUGCCAGAAUGGUUGAAAAGUGGCGGAAGUGUCCAUACUGGUGGCAGAGCAAAGCACGUAUCUGCAUCAGCAUCAUUGCACGCCGGUGGUAAUCAUGAUGAUCAUCCUGUACCAAAGCAUGCUGGGACCAAGUCAUCUGUAAGCACUGGUGAUCGCAAUGCACGCCAAUUAUCAGUUCUGGAAGGGACCACUUCUGCCUAUUUUCGCCGGAGUUCUAAUAGCAAUGGUUAUGCUCAAUUGCGUUCUACAAAUAGCUUUAGUAGAAGUCACCGUGAUAGGGAUUUGGAAGAUGAAAAUGAUUACCAAGAGAAGGAAAAGUUGGUCUUAGGUGAACAUAGGCACUAUCAUAAUUCUGAUCCUCUGGAUAACAUUUUGCCAAGUAAAUUUGAAAAAGAUAAAUUACGCAGUUCUCGGUCUAUGAUUACAAGAAAACAGGAUGAAACUUGGUCCAAGAAAGUAGCUGGUGAUUUAACUAACAAAAAUAAACAGAGCAACGGUAAUGAGAAUGGUCUGCUUGCUAGGGUUGGUGUUGGUCCUCUGCAUGAUACUGCAUUUGAACAGGAUUUUCCCUCAUUGGGAGCUGAAGAAAGACAAGGUGGUAUAGGAAGGGUUUCUUCUCCUGGCUUAAAUAUGAUUACUCAAACUAGCACUUCAACUGUGGUUGGCAGUGAGAACUGGAAGUCAGCUCUAGCAGAGGUGCCAAUUGUUGUGGGAAGCAGUAGUAUGGUUGUUACAUCAGCUCAGCAAGCCAUUCCUGCAACCUCAGCUACUGUGGUGCCAAACAUUACGACAGGACUCAAUAUGGCUGAAGCAUUAGCACAAGGCUCUCCUCGUGUUCGUACACCUCCCCAGCCAACUGCUGGAAUACAACGGUUUGAAGAGCUCACUAUUAGGCAGUCAAAAUUGAUUCCCAUGACUCCUUCCACAGCUAAAACACUGGUGGUCAGUCCUGCAGAGAAAUCAAAACCCAAGAUUGGUUUGCAGCAACAUUCUUUACAUUUUGUUAAUCAAACUCGUGGUCGAGCAAGACCUGAUAGUACAAAAACAUCUAAUGAAGGCAGGCUUCAAGUUCUCAAACCAUCACGAGAAUUGAAUGGCAUCUCUUCACCUGCUAAAGAUAGCAUGAGUCCUACAAAUGGAAGCAAGCUGGUGAAUAGCUCUCUUGGAAUCACUCCAUUGGCUGCUGGAUCUGUUCACUUGAAAUGCUUGGGCAGUCCAAACCAUUCCAACGCUGGGUGCCAUCCUUCUGUUUUGCGGCCAACCAUAGAGAAGAGACCAGCAUUUCAAGUGCAGAGCAGGAAUGAUUUUUUUAACCAUCUAAAGAAGAAGUCCUCCACAAACUCCACACCUGUGGUAUCGGAUCCUAGUCCUAUUUCAUUGUCAUCCAUCUCAGAGAAGUCUAGUGAAUCAGUUGCAGAAGGUACUACUGCUUCAGUUAGUGAGCGUGAUGGAAAUUCUUCUUCAUCAGAAAUAUCUGUUAUUAGCUUGUCCAGUGAUGAUAGAGGUAAAAUAAUCCACAAUGGAGACACUUACAGUGGGACUCAUCAAUUUGACAAUGGAGAGGACUCAAACUCUGAUGUAACUCCCAACCCAGAUGAGGAAGAGGCUGCCUUUUUACGAUCACUUGGUUGGGAUGAAAAUGCUGGAGAAGAUGAAGGCCUUACGGAGGAAGAGAUCAGGGCUUUCUAUGAGGAGUACAUGAGAGUAAGGCCUUCAUCGCAAAUUCUCCACAAAGUGCGACCAAGAAUAGCACGUGACUCUCAGAAUAAUAGCUGUGGAGUUGCUUCAUCUGCAGUGAGUUUGUCUGAAUCAGAGUUAGAUUCUUGAUUUGCUAGAUGUCUGAAACUGACUUGGGAGUUUGAACUGAUUGCUGUUAGUGGCUUCUUUUGUUCUCUCUUUCUUUUCUUCGGCUGAUAUCGAUAUAAAAAACUGACCUUAUGGGAGGUAUAGGAUGAAUAAUGUCUGAUCUUGUUGGAAAAUGAAUUAUGAUUGAUCCAGUCUGAAGAUAAAUGAUGAGGUUGGCUUGCUUUUUCAGUGUAGAAAUUUCUGAGAUGUAAAGGUUGACAGAAGAGGUAGGAAUAGUUUUUAUUUACGCUGUAAUGUAGGAUGCUACUGGGGAAGAUAGGGUAUAAGUGAAGAGAAGAAUUCAAGAAUAGAUUUCUUUUGUCAAUUGAAGAAGGAAAGGAAGCAAGAAAUUUAAAUCUUAUUGGUUUU
Hevea brasiliensis (rubber tree) is the source of this 3356-nucleotide messenger RNA. RefSeq lists its product as uncharacterized. The transcript has 5 exons. The coding region runs from base 1119 to 2969 and encodes 616 amino acids. NCBI's taxonomy places the organism in Eukaryota, Viridiplantae, Streptophyta, Magnoliopsida, Malpighiales, Euphorbiaceae. The record is from RefSeq and is a predicted model, not a curated record.